Acanthochromis polyacanthus (spiny chromis) is the source of this 3358-nucleotide messenger RNA. RefSeq lists its product as uncharacterized. NCBI's taxonomy places the organism in Eukaryota, Metazoa, Chordata, Actinopteri, Pomacentridae. Bases 2072 to 3016 code for a protein of 314 amino acids. The transcript has 8 exons. The record is from RefSeq and is a predicted model, not a curated record.
CAGAAUUACUCUAGGUGCUACUGGCACAGAGUUAUUUAUGUUGGAACACACUGAAUUAGGAGGAAUUUUAUUCACGCCUAAAUUUUUUCCCUAAUAAAACACCUGAAAAUUAGUGUGGCAGCACUGUGAGAGCUUGAAACACAACAAGGCAACAGCCUGGGGUCUUACAUAGUUCAGGACAAAAACUACAAGAAAUGAGUGUUUCACACAUGUUUUUGUACUAAUAUGCCCAAUUAUGUCAAUUUUGGACACCCUAUGUACACCCUGUGAAAAAAUGGUAUAUGGUUGUUUAUUAGCCCUUUUUCACACUAUUUUCACUCCAAAAACUCAUGAAGAACUAAAAAAAAUCACUUCAGAUAAGCUUCAGUGUGGAUCUUGAUCUGAAUCAGAGGCUCAGACGGAGACAGAGAAAAGCAGCUGCAGCAGGAGAGCCGGAGGUGUGAAAAGUCACACUGGGCCGCUAAAACCCGCCUCUCGGCUAUUCAGCAAGCUCAUUGGCUACAUGCCCUGUCAGUCAAACGUUUCCUCCGGCCUCAUUUUGCUCAGAAUUUACUGAAUAGAUGUGAGUCACCAGAUCCAUCGGUCUCGGCAAUGGCUGGCUGUUCCGGGUUCGGAGGCAGCGAUGAGUCACUUGAUUGGUUGAAAUGCGGUUGGGAUCGAAGGCAGAGGGUUCAGUCGCCAUUUUCUGACCGAGAUCGUGAGGAUAACAGAAAGCUUCAUGAAAUUAUGGAUAAAAAUGCAGUGAAUUAUGGAACGCGCAGCGCCACGUGGACGCGCACGGAGCCGAGCUAUUUGUGGAUUAUUUACUUAUUUCUAGACAUGUUUUGGACAAAAUAUGAUACUUGCUAGUAUUGUCUGGAUGACUACUCUUGGAUUAUGGCCGGUUUUUGUGGAUUAUUUUCAUCGUUGACCGGUAAAAGACCAUCGAAACGUAAAUUAUGCCCUUUAUGUGUCCCUUUAAACUUUUGUUGUUUGUUUUAGAAAUGUGUUUAUAUUACCCACUGUGGUAAUCACAUCUGAAAGUGGUUUAUACCGGCGGAUUCGUGAGACUCUAAGCUUUCCAUGGAUGUAUAGUGUUUCUAUCGUCCCGUUUGAAGCUAAAAAUGCUUUUGCCGUUAAACUUCAGCCGGCCAUUUUCGGCCCGAAUACGGGCCCGUGAAGCUUAAGGGGUUUCAAACUUUUCACAUUACUCAAGUCAUUUUUGAGUGACAAGCUGUGACAGGAUAUUCUUGAACCUGACUUUGGACAGCACAGCUUCUUCACCAUUCCAAGCAGUCCAUGUGGACUUCAACCAGAGAGAGCUCACUGUACAACCAAAAACAGGAAGGAACGGGAGGAUCAUCAAAAGGGAGUGAGGACCUGGACUCGCCAGUAUUUCAUCAGAUGCAAAGAAGAAUGUCUUCACUGGAUGAGAAUAUCAAGAGGAUUAUUCUCAACACUUUGCCCACUCUCUCUGUGGAGACACAGUUAGAGAUUGUUUCCACGCUUCGGACAGCUGGUGUUGAGUCUGUGGAUGACCUGAAAUAUGUCCAACAGGAGGACAUCAAAGGCCUGCUACCUGUUAUACAGCAGAGAAAAUUACUGGAGGCCUUCAAAUCUGAAACUGAGACCAUCACUUUGGAUCUCCAAGUUAUUCCCAAUGAUUCAUCAGAAUCAACUGCUUCUGCUCAGCCUAACUCCCCAUUCUCAUCCACCUCGCCCUCACUCACCAGCUCCCCCUCCUGCUCCAGCUCAUCACCACACCCACUACCAAAAGGUGUAUUUCCGCAAGACGUAACAUGGCCUGACGUAUUUGAGGUACCAUGGGACAAAAUGCCCCAGGAAAUAGUUUCAGCUAUUACAAAUGGUCGGAGACCUUCUCCCAAGUGGCGACGCCAGAUGAUCCGAGUGCUAGUGGAUGAAAUUAGAAAAUACAACACCAACCCCACUCGAUCCCAGUGCCGCACAGUUUGCCAGAGCAUCAUUAGGAAGUACCCAAAGAGUUUCGCCGACAUGACCAGAAAAGGAAUCCUCAUUGCUGGAGGCUUUACCUCACUGCUUCAGCAGGUAAAAACUCGCAUUGACAAUAUCAAUGGGGGGGGGGCUGUCAAUGAGAUCCAACAAGGGAACUAGACCUCAGCGUGGACCGACUGAUUCCUAUGCCUGCACACGAUUCCAGCCAGAGCCCCCGUCAGAAGAGACUGCCGACACAUUGGAAGAGAAACGGUACCGAAUGGAAAAUAUGUACAAGCAGGAGGGCUUGAAUGGAGGACAGAGGGCGGAGGUGAUGCAUCUGAUGGAGACUACAUACAGUCUUCAGCGUACCCAUAUAAAUCAAAUGCCAGCACCCUCCAUUGAGGAUCUAAGGAUGAAAUGGCCAUUCCUUUUUACUCAGAGAGGCAUCUAUGCUCAUUUUGAGCUGCUGACGGAUAUCAAAAUACUGCAGGCAUUGGAGCUUUCCAUGGAGGAAUGUGGACGAAUAAUUGUGGAGUACUUCAGGAGCAAAUCAAACCAGCGUGAUGUCCAAGCUAUUGUUUCCCAGGGUUUGGAUGGGGAUUUGACUCUCCAUGUAGUUCAGCUUCUCAUGGCUCAUUUUGGUGAGAGCCCAGAUGGACUGAUGAUUCAUGCCGAUGUGUCUGCCACUGCUGCAGACAUUGAGAGAAGCUUCACUCUACCAGCCAGUCCUCUGCUCAUUUUGCUUGGAAAUGAGCCCAGCACAAACAGCCAGUGGAUGAUCAGCAUCGAGGGGCACGUGGUCUGUGAGGGCAUUCAGUCAACCUUUGUGUCCGGACUGGCUGCGCUGUUUGCGGUGUUCUACAUUUUCAACCUCCAGUAUCCAGACACAGCCUCCCAAACCCUGGAAUUCCUUCAAAGACGGUUCGCCGGUAUAAAUCCUGAAAGAGGUAGCAAGGCCACCUAUGGAAAGGUCAUCUCCAAGAGGACUGGCAAGGUGGUUCAGAAAAGGGCAGAAAGUGUCAACCCGCAUGUUGCCACACUGCUGAAGAACUUGCUGGACUAUGAGUGGGACUUCAUUUAGGCACUAGCCAUCGGUGACUGAGGAUACCAGCCAAAUGCUGCAGUCUCUCACUGUUCAUUCUGUCUUUCUCCUUCUUUUCUCUUUCUCCACUUUCACUGUUCUUGUUCACAUCUACAUGUGCUAAAGACUUGUUCACAAGCUAGACUGUUCUGUUUCACUGUUCUUGAUGCUAUUUUAAUGCAGUGUCAUAAGUUAGUACAGCCUGUCAUUAAGGAUUUUUAUUAUUAUGUACAGUUUCUUUCUUUCUUUUCCAAAUAGGUAAUGGAAUACCUUUUCUUUUUGUAAUAAAAAUUGUUCUGAAUGUCAUUAGCAUUAAAAAGUCUGCUGAGGGUUUUUAUUAAA